Messenger RNA from Ostertagia ostertagi, 399 nucleotides. Lineage: Eukaryota; Metazoa; Nematoda; Chromadorea; Rhabditida; Trichostrongylidae. The record is from the annotation of a GenBank genome assembly.
AUGGAAUCGUCCUGCUCGACACCAGGGUCGAGCCGAUCACGUUCAGCGGCAGGGUUACGCCUGCCGCUUCAUUUGCAACAACCGUCAUCGAGUAAUUCAGGCCCAGCCGUGGUGAGCCCGUCUGUGCACAACGUUCGACCUGGCCAAACCUAUGUCACUGUGCAGACGCUUACCAAGGAGAAUCUGGUCAUCGUUGUGAAUCAAAAAACCAAGGUUCACGAUGUGCUGUGGAAAUGUGGGGAGAUUCUGGAAAUCACCGAGGACAAACUGUUUGGACUUGCUUUGCGCCAACCCACUGAGGGAAUAGGUGGAGAUCAACCGAGGCAUGAGUAUUUUUUCCUGGAUCCCGCGCAGAAGAUCGUAAAGUAUGCUCCGAAGCAACCGCGAUUCUCGCAAUGG